Messenger RNA from Gaeumannomyces tritici R3-111a-1, 183 nucleotides. RefSeq lists its product as hypothetical. The record is from RefSeq and is a predicted model, not a curated record. NCBI's taxonomy places the organism in Eukaryota, Fungi, Ascomycota, Sordariomycetes, Magnaporthales, Magnaporthaceae. The coding region runs from base 1 to 183 and encodes 60 amino acids. The transcript has 2 exons.
AUGAGUGCUUUGUUGGCAUGUAUGGAAAGCAGCAAAACGGUGCGCGCCCGAGACAGCACUGGCUGUUGGUGUUUGGCUCUGGAGGCUCUCGAGAUGUUCACUCGUUUCCCUGUUUCCCUUCCCGCUGCCAGAGCGACGACUGCUCGCGACAACGAAAUCCAAUCGGAGAAGGCAAGGUGGUGA